Messenger RNA from Talaromyces proteolyticus, 357 nucleotides. RefSeq names its product 40S ribosomal protein S20. The record is from RefSeq and is a predicted model, not a curated record. Bases 1 to 357 code for a protein of 118 amino acids. Gene Ontology annotation, biological process: translation. Gene Ontology annotation, molecular function: RNA binding; structural constituent of ribosome. The transcript is spliced from 4 exons. Lineage: Eukaryota; Fungi; Ascomycota; Eurotiomycetes; Eurotiales; Trichocomaceae. Gene Ontology annotation, cellular component: cytosolic small ribosomal subunit; ribosome.
AUGUCUUAUCAAAAGGGCGAGAAGGACUUUGGUGCCGGCGAGGGUCCCAAAGUGCACAAAAUUAGAAUCACCCUCUCCUCUCGCAAGGUCGCUUCCCUCGAGAAAGUGUGCCAGGAGCUCAUCGAGCGUGCCAAGACAAAGUCUCUUACCGUGAAGGGACCUGUCCGUCUUCCCACCAAGACUCUCCAGAUCUCCACACGUAAGACCCCCAACGGUGAAGGUUCCAAGACCUGGGACAAGUUCGAGAUGCGCAUCCACAAACGUCUCAUCGACCUACACGCCCCUACCGAGACCGUCAAACAGAUCAUCAUCAACAUUGAGGCUGGUGUUGAGGUUGAGGUUACCAUUGCUGCUUAA